This is a messenger RNA of Symbiodinium sp. CCMP2456, 1341 nucleotides long. NCBI's taxonomy places the organism in Eukaryota, Dinophyceae, Suessiales, Symbiodiniaceae. The record is from the annotation of a GenBank genome assembly.
AUGGCCAAAUCUCCGAGCUUCUGUUCUCUGCCGCAGGGAUGUGGACUCCUGCAGAUUGGGUUUCGUGCUGCACCGACGAAAGGACGAGCUCUGCCUUCGAAACUCUUAGGAAGGAAGGGUACAGCCUGCCUCCUUGCUGGCAGUGUCGUACUUAGGAGCUGCAGAGCCUGCCAUGGGCGAGUUUUAGGGCCGGGUGCCCCUGGAUGCAACACGCCGGAGUGGACCGAGCUUCUGGUAGAUGGAGAUUCGCACUCACUGGAUGAUAUUUCUUGGGCCUUGCAGAACCUGCAGUCACGUGGCCAGCCGGUAAAGACCACGAUUUUCGCAGCCCCGGCUCGGCUGCAGAACGGCAAGUGGUCUGAUUUCAUACGAGAGCAAGGGCUGCGGUUCCAUGGCGUGACGAGGGGCCCCGGUUACAAAGAUCCCAACGAUGAAGCGAUCGUCACCUGCAUGAAGCAGCUGGUCAUGCUUCCUGGUGUGAGCCGAAUAGCUCUGUUGACAUCAGACUCUGACUUUCUGCAAUGCGCACAGCAUGUCUGCGAAGCUGGCGGGAAAGUAGUGGUACUAGUACCCGAAUCCCAGACCGGCACACGGAAGACUUACACCGACGCUGGCCUCGAUGUCAUUGCCAUCGUCCACGCUGGGGCCAGGCAGUAUCCACGAGUAAAGGCCUUUCUCCAUUCCGACGGCACGGGAUCCCUGCAACGCUGCGAGCCCGUCCAGCCUACGUUUGUUCGUGGGGAAGUGGCCAAGCUACAUGCCUUGCUGGAGCAGCUGGGUCUCUGGCAGGGCUCGGACUCAAAACUCUCCACGUGCAUUGCCAAAUGCUGGUUCGCGAACUCCCUGGGCACGCUCACCCUCUUCCCUUUUCAUUGCGCUAUCUCGGAGCUCCACCAAGCACUUUCUGAAAAGAAGGGCGACUGGAGAAGGAGCUCCUCCCCUCCACUCGCCUUCUUCUUCCCCAUCGGCAGCGGCACGCCGAAGUCGAAGCAAAAGGAGGCCUUCGGAGGCAGCCGAGCCGCGAGCCUUUUUCAGGGAGGCGGCCCCUUCAUGCUUCAGGAUUCGGACACCCUGCCUACCAGGCUGCUGAGGAGGUUGGGCUACUUCGACGAGCACCUGAAUGCCGACCUUCGGGAAUCCAUGCUGGUGUUUGCGAACAUGCAGGGCAACAAGCGGCUCCUGAGGGAAGCCGGGUCUUUGCCGAACCCCGAGGACGGCAUUGGAGACCUCUUGGGCUUGCUGCGGCAGGCCUUUGUCUCGAAUUCUUGCUCUGGGCACUGGCAGCUGCCGCCGAAGGAUGUGGACGUGGGGUUGUUGAAAGUCACGCGCAGCCGGACGUAA